AAAUAACAAAGUUUCAUCAUUGCAAUUACUGUAUAUAUAAAAGUAUACGUAUCCUCAUACAUACAGACAUACAGUAAACCCGCUACACUCUACAGAGAGAGAAAAAGAGUAUUUGAGAAGCUCAUUUCUUCUCUGAUUUUGAUGAGAGAGAGAGAGAGAGAGAGAGCAGUACUGUACAAGUUUCACACAACCAUAGAGAGGGAGAGUGGGGAGUUGAGAAAACACUUUCUGGAUUUUUGAGGGUCAUUCUCCUCUCGAAACAUCAUCGGUGUGAAGUUUUUUGAGGUGGGUUUCCCCCAAAUUUGAUUCAACUCAUCGCUUUUCAUCCAUUUUUCCUCUGCAUUUUUGGGUGUUUUACUUGCUUUUCUAGAUUAUCGCUAUGUUUACUCUUUAAGUUGUUUCUCCUGUGUUCGUUCCACUAAUCUGAUCCUCAUUCACCAUCUUUCUUUGUAUAUGAUUUAUUUUAAGUCAUAGAUUUUUCAACUUCUGUAGCUUGAUUGAUGCAUCCAUGUAUGUUUGAUGAUUGUGGCUCAUUUGGGGAAGAACUGAAAAAGUUCUGAGGUUAAUCUGUUCAUGAAAUGGUAAUCUUUUGGGUUUUGAGUGAUUCGUGCUUUUGAUAUUGCACGGAUUUUUUGGAUUUUAAUCUUGUUUUUUGCGCAUCUUUCGAUUUUCAUCACAGACAAAGCUUAGAAGUUAGAACCCCUCUUCUUGAUGUUUGACUAUUUUGACUAUUUUCUUGACAUUUUGAUUUGCAGAACUUUGUGGGUCCUUUAUCUGUUUGAUCAUCUAUCUGGUUUUUCUUUACUGUAUUUUGAUCUGUAGUCUUUCUGUUCAUAAUCUGAUGCUACUGUUUAUGCAUAAUGCACAUUGCCGGAACUGGAUAUCAUUCAAAUUCUUGAGGGUGUGCGAACAUGCUGAGGAAGAGAACCAGAUCACACCAGAAAGAUCAACAAAACAUGGGUCAGACACAUCAUCUGAUUCCCGAUUCUUAUUCUAACGAGUCUUGCUAUACAAAUUCCGAUGCUUUCUUGAAACAAAAACACAAAACCAAUUCCUUUUUCACUGUUCCUGGUUUAUUCGUAGGACUAAACCCUAAAAACUCAGAAUCUGAUUCAGUUAGAAGCCCCACUUCCCCUUUGGAUUUCAAAGUUUUUUCAAAACCAAACUUUGGGAAUUUUCCAAUCAGAGCAUCCCCAAAACCAAAUGAAACAACUCAAAAGAGUUGGAAUUGUAACAAAGUAGGUUUAAGCAUUAUAGAAUCUCUUGAAGAUGAGACAAAACCCUCAUCUGGGAAAAUACUCCGAUCAUCAGCUAGUAAGAGCAUUCUUUUUGCACCUCAAAUGAAAAUCUUCAACAACCCGAGUUUGAAAACCAACCCGUUUGACUCGCUAUCCAACUCACUCCCUAAAAAUUAUGCCAUUUUCCCUUCCACCCACAUCAAAACCUCAAAUUCUAAACUGAUUUCAGAAGAAUCAUCUUCAAAGUUUUGGUCACAUUCUUUGGAUUCUUCCAAUCUCGGGUCGAAUUUAACGACCCGCCCGCCCAACUCAAAUACCCGUUUGUCAAACACACAAAACCCCGGAAAAGAUUUAGUGGGAUCCCUUUCAGCAAGUGAGAUUGAGCUCUCUGAGGAUUAUACAUGUGUUAGAAAACAUGGGCCUAACCCUAAAACAACUCAUAUUUUUGGUGACUGUAUUUUAGAACGUCACGAAGACGAAUUUGUCCCUAAAUCUUCUGAAGAAUCUGAUUCUAAACCUUCUCAAGUCAUGACUUCUUACCUCUCUGAUGAUUUCUUGAGCUUUUGUUACUCUUGCAAGAAGAAAUUGGAAGGCGAAGAUAUCUACAUGUACAGAGGUGAGAAAGCAUUUUGCAGUUGGAAUUGCAGAUCAGAGGAGAUUUUGAUUGAGGAAGAGAUGGAGAAGAAGAACAAUGGUGAGGCGAGUUCAUCUUUGCAAAGUGAGAUUAUGCAGAAAGAGGAUAAUUGUGAGGAAAUUUUCGAGACCUCCAUGUUCAUUGCUGCAUAAAUAUAAUAAUGGGGAAAAAAGAAGCUGGUAUUUUUGCAUUUUUGUUAAUCGUCCAAUUUACCACUAUGCCCAUGAACAAUGAAACUUAAUUCUAUGAAGUGAAACCACACACACCACUAUUGAUUACCCGUUCUAUAAGAGCUGUAUGUCUUUGUUUUUUUCUUUAAUGGCAGCCAUGGAUGAUCUUGUUUUAAAAGUGUGUGGUUUUUCUUUAUAUGUGUUUCAUGGAUCAUGGUUUUAGUGGGUGAUUGGGAUGCUACACCAGCUAGUUUUGUGUCUUUAUUUCCUGUGUACUAUUUUGACAUUGAUGAAUAUCUCUAAGGCUUCUUUUACUUGAGUCUUGGUAUGAGAAUGAAAUGGGUAGUAGUUGUAGUACCUCCCUACCCCUACCCCACCCCACCCCCACCUUUCUUGGACUCAUUGUAAGGAGUUGAUGUAUAAGCCUCCAAGAUCAAGUCUUUGAAUGAAUAUAAAUGACCUUUUUACAUUAGCUAUCAAGUCUCCA
Molecule: messenger RNA, 2529 nt
Organism: Lactuca saligna
Lineage: Eukaryota; Viridiplantae; Streptophyta; Magnoliopsida; Asterales; Asteraceae
Source: the annotation of a GenBank genome assembly